UUUGGGAGAUUGUUUCGGUGAACGGAGGAGGAAGGAUCCUGGAGUCGGUUGCCUUGGGGCGCUCUCCCUGGAAGAGGCCUGUGACGAUGUUCGGGUUCUUGUCUAAAGGUCUUGCAUUCUUCUGGCGAAAGGCCGACCUUGAAGAGCCCCUGGCGGCCAGAGGUGGUAAAGAAAUAAAAAGAGUAGAAGGUGUUGUAACAAGAUAUUGCCAAGAUUUUGGGAUGAUAGAUGAUUUGAUUUGUUUCACCAGUGACGCUGUGAUGGGAAAUGCGCUAUUGCAAGUUGGACAAAGAGUCAUAGCUCUUGUUGAAGAGGGUAAAACCACUAAUGGAUUAAAGGCCAUCAGGGUAGAUGUUGUUUCAGACAAAUGGGAAUGUGGUAGCAGCAUGCCUCAUUUGGAUGUGGACUUGGAAUCAAAAACAUUGAUUGGCACUAUUACAUCUGCUACUGCAUGUGGUGGCUUCAUCAAUCAAACAACAUCCUUUUCCAAGAAGGAGGUUCUUGAAAAUAAUUACUUUGAACCUUACAAAGGGGAUUGGGUGCAAGCUGAAUAUGUUAUUAACCCAAGAACUUUGAAAAGCGAGGCUGUUUCUGUAAAGCCCUUGAGGUAUAAGAGAGUUGACAAGGUUCUGAUUUCCAGUGUUUGUGGAAGAAUUGGUGUGAUAGAUGACAGUGUAUUUUUCACUCUGGAUUCAUUAAUACUUCCUGAUGGUUAUAUGCCCAAAAGACAUGAUCUGGUCAAUGUGGUUGUUGUGGAGAGUAAUCAGUCAUGUUGUACUUGGAGAGCGCUUUGCAUGACUCCAACUGAAAAUAAUAGGACGUCUUCUGAUAACGGAGUGAACUUGAGUGAGCCAUAUGAAAACUUAUUGAAGGACAAAGGAGGACUCUGUGUGUCAAAACCAACCGAUUUUGGAAUACUGCUACUAGGAGAGAAGAAAAGCAUGGAAGUCUGGAUAGAGAAUAAAGGAGAAGCAACACACUGUUUAAUUAGCUGCAAAUUAGGUGGCUGGGAAAAAGAGAAACAAUUUUGUCUUCAAAUGCCAAGAGAAGACCACAAGAAUUCUUCAACUCCUCUAGCAUCAGCCAUUACACCAAAAGUAGAUCUGAAGAAAAGUGGAAAUGAAGAUAAGUCUAUUAUUGGAACAUCUGGAAACCUAAGCAAUGAAAAAGAAGAAAAAGAAAAUAUAAAAGGAAAAACAGGAUCCAUUACAGAGAUCUCUCUGCCUCCUGGUACAAAGACUUGCAUAGUGAUUUUAUGCACAGCAAAGUAAGUGUACUAUGUAUUGGUAUAAUUUUUUUUGCAAGUUAAGUACAUUAUGAGUAGCCGGAACUCAAAC
This is a messenger RNA of Sphaerodactylus townsendi, 1337 nucleotides long. Its product is annotated as RNA helicase Mov10l1-like. The record is from RefSeq and is a predicted model, not a curated record. The coding region runs from base 87 to 1271 and encodes 394 amino acids. The transcript is spliced from 8 exons. Lineage: Eukaryota; Metazoa; Chordata; Lepidosauria; Squamata; Sphaerodactylidae.